Molecule: messenger RNA, 555 nt
Organism: Cinara cedri
Lineage: Eukaryota; Metazoa; Arthropoda; Insecta; Hemiptera; Aphididae
Source: the annotation of a GenBank genome assembly
AUGGCCAACCUGUACUUCCAAGGGUCGUCGCCGGACGGCGGCGGCUGGGAUCUCAAGUUCACCGGGAUCCCGGUGGUGCUGUACGACACCGGCGAGACCCGGUCCCGCGACAAGCCCCGCAUCCAGAUCCUGUUGGUGGAACGGGGCACGUGUUUCGCCCUAUGGCAGGACACCAUCGACAAUCUCACGGCGUACAAGGUGUCCAGCCAGGGUUUCCACACCAUGUGCCUGUCCACGGACCACACGCGGCUGGUGGGCCUGAGCUUCGACUGCGCGGACGCCGCCCAGCAGCUGUGGUCGCACAUCGACCGGCUCACGUCCGACCCGGAGAACAUCCGGCUGUCCGGUCCCGGGAACCGGUCCAAGCACGGCCGCAAACAGAAACAACGGCCGGCCCCGGCCCGCCGGCUGCCCGACAAGUCGCACAUAUCGCAACCGUGCUGCUUCGAGCACGUCACCAACGUCGAAGUCGCCGACCGGUCCAGAUACCUGUCGCUCCAGAACCUCGUGCCCGCGCCCAGGCCGGUGCCGCUCGACACCGGCACCGACGCGUAA